Gloeophyllum trabeum ATCC 11539 is the source of this 1697-nucleotide messenger RNA. RefSeq lists its product as uncharacterized. Bases 1 to 1569 code for a protein of 522 amino acids. Gene Ontology annotation, biological process: transmembrane transport. The record is from RefSeq and is a predicted model, not a curated record. The transcript has 8 exons. Gene Ontology annotation, cellular component: membrane. NCBI's taxonomy places the organism in Eukaryota, Fungi, Basidiomycota, Agaricomycetes, Gloeophyllales, Gloeophyllaceae.
AUGCUCAACGUCGGCCAGUUGAUAUGGAUGUCGAUACGACCCCUUCUUCGACUGAUCAUUACAGCCGGUUUCGGUUUCGCGAUCACGAAAGCCGACAUAUUUCCUGCAGUCGCUGCCAGAGGAGCUGGCCAGAUAGCCCUGAAUAUCACACUCCCCUGUCUCAUGUUCUCCAAAAUCCUUCCUGCUUUUAAUUCGGACAACAUCUCCGCCUUAGGUCCUUUGGUCUUAGUUGCCUUCCUGUACGAAGUCAUAGGUGUGGUCAUUGCAUGGGUUACCAAACAGUUCUUCUGGGUACCGCACCGAUUUCGGUAUGGGAUCAUUGUAGCAGGCGGCUGGGGCAACUAUGGGGACAUACCUACUAGUGUGAUCAUGAGUAUUACCGCUACUGCUCCGUUCAACGGCACAUCAGAUCAGAAUCUUGCCGUGGCCUAUUGCUCUGCCUUCAUUUUUGUAUUCCUAAUCACUCUAUUCCCUUGCGGUGCUCAUCGAUGGAUUGCCAUGGAUUACGCUGGCCCUGAAGUGACCGAUGACGAGGUCAAGGAAGCGAUGCGAUCAAAGCGACAACGGAUUAUGCAUGUUGUCCUCCACCCCACGUCUUUACUGUCAAAACAGAAAUCGCUUUCCCCGCAAGACAUUGAGAACGAUCCUCGGCUCCCAGAAAAAGCUUCCUCUGAAGAAAAAGGAAUCCCAGACGCCGAGGAAGACCCCACAGAUGGGCUCGCUUUGACUGAGGCCGACCGAGCCCGUAGCAGGAAGCACGUAUCUUUCUUUCCUGACGACACCACAACCGUGUUUGGGGGCCCUUCGCAAGUCCAGUCGCCCGCUCACACCGAGUUCGCGUCAUCUCGGUUCGCUUCUCCGGCACCCACUGUCGUUCAUGGCGACGCGCCACACGAAGGUACGAUGCUCGAGACGACUGCGGAAGCGACUCCUAUGCCUCUCCCUACUGCCGCCUCCCCGAGCCCGACGCGGGCACGUCGGCUCCACUCCCAAGCUAUUUCCUUCUUCCGCUCUAUUCUAUCACCGCCCUCACUCUCCAUCCUUAUCGCCUUCCCGUUCGCACUCAUCCCGCCGGUGAAAGCCCUAUUUGUGCCUGUGGCUAAUUCCCCCAUCCCGAACGCACCCGAUGGCCAACCUCCGCUGGCGUUCGUCAUGGAUGCGGCACAGUUCAUCGGUGCAGCAUCGGUCCCGUUAGGAUUGAUCUGUUUGGGGAGCGCCAUGGCUCGGCUGAGGGUGCCGAAGGGCGGCCUGGAAGGCUGGGCAAGGAUGCCCGUCGGCGCCAUUGGCUCCUUGGCAGUUGGGAAGGUUCUGCUUAUGCCGGUGCUGGGUGUACUGAUCUGUCAAGGGUUGACGAAUGUUGGAGUAAUAGACAAACAGGAUACGGUCUUGCGCUUCGUUUGUAUAUUCUUUUCCUGCCUCCCGACAGCAACGACGCAGAUUCUCCUGACGCAGGUCUACUCAGGCACCGGGACCGCUGAGCACCUCUCUGUCUUCCUUAUUCCACAGUAUAUCCUCAUGUUCAUCUCCAUGGUGGUCCUUACUGCAUACUCCCUGAACCUCAUCUUCUAAACAUGCAUUCGAGUCUUAUAAGGGAUCCGUGGUGAUAUACAUAGAUGCGUUAGCUGUGCCCACUGGCACUAGAAUCCAGACACUAGUUAGUACUGGUCGAAAUGGCAUUGAACUUAAUGUAUUAUUCU